AUGUCGCUUAGAGAACGUGAUUUGUUAUAUCGACUAAUUAUUAGCCAACUCUUUCACGAUGGCUAUCAGACAAUGGCAAUUAACCUGAUGAAUUUGGUGAAUCCAUCCAUGUCGUGUGGACCUUCGGCACGUCUUCUUAAAUUAGUGAAACUUGGAUUGUCCAUUGCUGAUGAUGAACAGGAUCGACCUGUUACACUUGAAGGCGACAAUAUCGCACCGGGAACUGGCAUUGAUCUCGAAAUCGAGAGCGAAAGCUCAACAAUGGCUCCUGAGGCUGCCCUGUACGAAACCUGUUACGUAACUGCACACAAGGCUGCGUGUCGAACAGCUGCUUUUAAUACUACAGACGUUGAGCGAAUGCUUGCCAAGAGUGUCUCCGGUGCAGAUCACACGAACCAGGAAACGCCACAGCAGCAGAUGGAAGCUCAUCCUGUUAUCCGCACGCUCUACGAUCACACCGCGGAAGUGACCUGCGUCGAUUUUCAUCCAGAUGCGUCACAGCAAAUUCUUGUCAGCGGAAGCAAGGACUACACAAUCAAGUUCUUUGACUUCUCGAAUCCCUCAGUUAAGAAGGCCCAGCGAAGCAUUCCUGAGGCGUCGCCAAUCAAAACCCUCAAUUUUCACCCCUCCGGGAAUUACCUGCUCGUUGGCACCCAGCACAAAACGUUGCGAAUUUACAAUGUGAACACGUGUCAGUGCUACGUGUCGGCUGUGCCCGAGGACCAGCACAACGGAGCCGUCACAAUGGCCCGGUGGGCCCCGAAUGCCAACUACUUUGUCACCUCCUCUGUGGACGGCAGCUUCAAGAUUUGGGAUGCCGUGUCGGGUCGAUGUGUCUCCACGUUUGAGUCCGCGCACGACGGCGCACCCUACGUGCUUACCUCCGGUAAGGAUAGUGUGGUGAAGUUGUGGGAGCUGUCCACAAGUCGCUGCCUGAUAAGUUACACCGGCGCGGGCACCGUUGGCUUGCAGACGCACCGAUCUAACGCCGUAUUCAACCACACUGAAGACUAUGUUCUGUUUCCCGACGAGGCGACGAAGAGCCUGUGUUGCUGGGAUUCACGGAAUGCAGAUCGUCAGCGCCUACUGCCUCUUAGCCACAACGGUCCAAUCAGGUGUUUUGUGCAUUCCCCAACGACAGCAGCCUUCCUCUCGUGCAGCGACGACAACCGCGCUCGAUUCUGGUACAAGCGACCCAUCUCCGACUAA
This is a messenger RNA of Mesocestoides corti, 1209 nucleotides long. Lineage: Eukaryota; Metazoa; Platyhelminthes; Cestoda; Cyclophyllidea; Mesocestoididae. The record is from the annotation of a GenBank genome assembly.